AUGUACACCCGCAUCCCACCACAGCUGCAGUCCUCAAGGGCAGGCCCUAAUACACGCUGUCAGAAAUGCCUCCAAUUCGGCCACUUCUCCUACAACUGUAAAGCAGCCGCAGCGACCUACGUCGCCCGCCCCUCGCGCACAAAACAGCUCGCGGACGCAAGCGAUAUCGUCCGGUCCGGGGGCGGCGGGGGCAUGUUUGGACGAGGCAAAGAUAGAGAUCAGCCGAGCGUGGAGGUCCCUGAUGAGUUCAAGAAGGGGCCGGCGGGCGUGGGGCUGGCGGAUGAGAUAUUGAGGGCAAAGGAGGAGGCGAGGCGGCGGUUAGGCGUGGAGGAUAAGAAGGGGAAGAAGGGGAAGGGGAAGGAGGUCAAGAAGAGUAAGAAGAGCAGGAAGAGGAGCCCAUCACCCUCGUCCGACUCGGACUCUGAUUCAAGGUCUGACUCGUCUGAUUCGAGCUCUUCCUCUCGGUCCCGCUCACCUCCUCGGCGCGCAGCGCUCACCCAGCCCAGAGAGACGGAGAAGGCGGAGCAGCAGUAA
Messenger RNA from Dioszegia hungarica, 534 nucleotides. Its product is annotated as zinc knuckle-domain-containing protein. The coding region runs from base 1 to 534 and encodes 177 amino acids. Lineage: Eukaryota; Fungi; Basidiomycota; Tremellomycetes; Tremellales; Bulleribasidiaceae. Gene Ontology annotation, molecular function: nucleic acid binding; zinc ion binding. The transcript has 4 exons. The record is from RefSeq and is a predicted model, not a curated record.